Zingiber officinale is the source of this 2699-nucleotide messenger RNA. RefSeq names its product neutral ceramidase-like. Gene Ontology annotation, biological process: ceramide catabolic process; long-chain fatty acid biosynthetic process; sphingosine biosynthetic process. Gene Ontology annotation, molecular function: N-acylsphingosine amidohydrolase activity. Bases 220 to 2580 code for a protein of 786 amino acids. The transcript has 10 exons. The record is from RefSeq and is a predicted model, not a curated record. Lineage: Eukaryota; Viridiplantae; Streptophyta; Magnoliopsida; Zingiberales; Zingiberaceae. Gene Ontology annotation, cellular component: extracellular region.
UAUGCGACCUCGUCUUGUGUCAGGCGUCGGUUCCUCCGACGAACAAGGAGGCCGUCAAAUGUUUACUACAUCCUCGUCAUCUUAGAUCGUUACCAUGAGUAAGUACAAAGGGGGAGUCAAAGAGCUGCAAUAGCUUUUCCACCCUUCACAUUUGCUUCACCGCCUUCACUGGAUCAACACAACCUGACUUUCCGUACGUGUGUGUGAUUGUAAGUGCUAAUGGAGUUUUGCUCUUCUCCACUACAUCAUUGUCCUAUGGCAAAAAGGUGGUUUUUCCUCUUGCUAUUGGUUACUGUCCUCGACAUCAAAGGGAUCGUAUCAGACUCUACAUACUCAAUCGGAGUUGGGAGCUAUGACAUAACAGGACCUGCAGCAGAUGUUAACAUGAUGGGAUAUGCUAAUGCUGAGCAAAUUGCUUCUGGCAUCCAUUUUAGGCUCAAGGCACGGGCAUUUAUCGUUGCAAAGCCAAAAGGGAACCGGGUGGUUUUUGUAAAUCUUGAUGCAUGCAUGGCAUCACAACUUGUGACGAUUAAGCUUCUUGAGAGAUUGAAAUCGAGGUAUGGAGAUCUGUAUAAUGAGAAAAAUGUAGCCAUCAGUGGUAUUCACACGCAUGGUGGACCUGGGGGUUACCUCCAAUAUGUUGUGUAUAUUAUAACAUCUCUUGGAUUUGUAAAGCAAUCAUUCGAUGUAAUCGUUGAUGGCAUUGAGAGAAGCAUCAUAGAAGCCCAUGAAAAUCUCCAACCUGGUGACAUCUUUGUCAACAAAGGAGAAUUAUUGAAUGCCAAUAUAAAUCGCAGUCCUAGUGCCUACCUGAAUAAUCCGAGUGAGGAACGAAGCCUAUAUAAAUAUGACGUUGACAAAGAAAUGACCUCUCUGAAGUUUGUACAAGAUAAAUGGGGGGCUGUUGGGAGUUUUAACUGGUUUGCAACUCAUGGUACUUCGAUGAGUAGAACAAACUCAUUGAUAAGCGGAGAUAACAAAGGUGCUGCUGCACGUUUCAUGGAGGACUGGGCACAACUGAAGGGCUAUCCAAAAGGGAACAAUGGGAUAAGUCCUGGUAGAGCCAGAACUAGACCGAAUGGACUCCAAAGAAGAGUUUCACUCAUAAUUCCUCAACCACACAAAAAUGUUCAUGAACUAAGGCUACUGGCUUCAUCCUUCCUACCCUCGGGUGGAAGGAAUCUAGAAAGCUCUGAAGAUAUUUCACAACAAGUUCGAAAUAACCUGGGUGGCAAACCAAAAUUUGUAUCUGCCUUUUGUCAGUCAAAUUGUGGAGAUGUAAGCCCAAAUGUUCUAGGGGCAUUCUGCAUUGACACUGGUCUCCCUUGUGAUUUCAAUCAUAGUACCUGCAACGGGAAGAAUGAACUUUGCUAUUCGCGAGGCCCAGGUUACCCAGAUGAAUUUGAAAGCACAAGGAUCAUUGGUGAAAGACAAUUCACAAAGGCUGUUGAGCUCUUCAAUACAGCCUCUGAGCUGGUAAAAGAAAAAAUUGACUAUCGUCAAACCUACUUAGACUUCUCAAAACUUGAGAUCACCCUUCAUUCAAGUGACGGUGGUCGAGAAGUCGUUCGAACAUGUCCAGCAGCUUUGGGAUUUGCUUUUGGUGCUGGAACAACUGAUGGUCCUGGAAUGUUUGAUUUCAAGCAAGGAGAUGUUAAGGGUAAUCCUUUUUGGAAUUUUGUGAGGAAUGUGUUGAAAGAACCCAGUAAAGAACAAGUUGCUUGUCAUCAGCCAAAGCCAAUACUGCUUGACAAUGGUGAAAUGGAUAUACCGUACAAAUGGGCACCUGCCAUACUCCCUAUCCAGAUACUACGAAUAGGUCAGGUGGUCAUCCUCUGUGUCCCUGGAGAGUUCACUACAAUGGCUGGAAGACGACUCCGAGAUGCUGUGCGCGAAGUACUUACCAGUAAUGGCGAUGGUGAAUUCGACAGUGGUGUUCAUAUUGUUAUUGCCGGGCUGUCGAACACAUACUCACAGUACGUGACCACUUUUGAGGAGUACCAGAUCCAAAGAUAUGAGGGAGCAUCGACUUUGUACGGCCCUCACACACUCAGCGCUUACAUUCAAGAGUUCAAAAAACUAGCUUCUGCCCUUCUGACUGGCAAGUCCGUCGAAUCAAAAUUGGAGCCUCCGGACCUGUCAGACAAGCAAAUCAGCCUUCUCCCUCCUGUCAUUCUCGACACUACUCCAUUGGGAGUUAACUUCGGCGAUAUAAGCACAGACAUUCCUGAAAACUCUACGUUCCAGCCGGGAGAUACAGUGACAGCCACCUUCUGGUCUGCUUGUCCCAGGAACGACCUCUUAACGAAGUCCACAUUUUCCCUCGUAGAGCUUUUAGUCUCCUCCGGAAGCAGUGCUUGGUCUCCAGUGUAUGACGAUGAUGAUUUCAGCUUGCGCUUCAAGUGGUCAAGGCCUUCUAUAUUCAGCUCUGAAAGCUACGCUACGCUCGAGUGGAGAAUCCCUGAACAAGUUGUUGCUGGAGUCUAUAGAUUUAGACAUUUGGGCGCGUCAAAAAGUUUGUUGGGGAAGAUCAGCCAUUUCACUGGCACUUCUCGAGCGUUUGUUGUGGUUAGUAAGUGAGCUUUUAGUCGAUUUCCAUGCUUGAUCAUAGCUACCUUGUCAGUAAUUAUCAAUAUGAAUAAGUUGAACGAUACCUCUGUAGUCAAUGCAAUGCUAUUAUAAUCAGACUAAAUAUUAAG